AUGGACGGCGAGGGCAAACAGAGGGAGCGCAAGCGGCAUGGCAGGCGGCUACGGGCGCUGGAGGACGCCUUCCACCGCACCGUCAAGUAUGCGCUGCGCCCUGUGGACUACGAGCAGUUCCAGGAGCAGUUUCCGGCCUUCAAGGACCCCUUGGUGCAGGACCUGUACAGCGGGUACAAGCAGGCGCUGCAUCACACGCGUGUGAACAUCGAGGCGGACUUUGGGGAGCUGUGCGAGGAGCACGAACUGCGGGACAAGCUCAACACGCUGGAGGUCAUGUGCGAGGAGCAGGGCAUUGGCGACGGCGACGCGGCAGAGGGCGCCAGGCAGCCGGCGCUGGGGCCCACCAACGCCAUCCGGCUGAGCCUGCUGCGCGCCAAGCAGCAGGAGCUGGAGAGCCUGAGGGGGGUUCUGGCAGAGGUGGAGGCGCAUAAUGCGAGGCUGCAGGGUCAGAUGGCAGAGCGGCGGCGGCAGGCGCAAGAGCUCAUAGCCAAGACGCAGCCAAUUGCCGCCCAGCUGGAUGUCAUGCACCUGUCCAGCAAGGCGUGGGCCAAUCGAGUGGUGGAGCCUGUGUGAUGCCGGUGGAGGAGUGCAGUGGGUGGACAGCUGCCGUUGAACGCCACACCGGCAGCCCCAUGCUCCCAUUUGUUUGCUUGUUCUUCCUUUCCUCUUGCCACCAUGCUUGCUCUUUCCCCUGUUUGGUCACUUGGCACACCCG
Molecule: messenger RNA, 718 nt
Organism: Chlorella variabilis
Lineage: Eukaryota; Viridiplantae; Chlorophyta; Trebouxiophyceae; Chlorellales; Chlorellaceae
Exons: 4
Coding region: 1-576 (191 amino acids)
Biological process (GO): chromosome segregation
Cellular component (GO): MIS12/MIND type complex
Source: RefSeq, a predicted model, not a curated record